Molecule: messenger RNA, 3910 nt
Organism: Mesocricetus auratus (golden hamster)
Lineage: Eukaryota; Metazoa; Chordata; Mammalia; Rodentia; Cricetidae
Gene: Ptchd3
Product: patched domain containing 3
Exons: 4
Coding region: 829-3504 (891 amino acids)
Cellular component (GO): membrane
Source: RefSeq, a predicted model, not a curated record
GCCCUUCCUUCUUUGGGGUGAAUAAACAUUUAGAAAUUUACACAAUUGCAUACCACAGUUCCAGGAUGGGCACAAUAACUCAGCAAACCAACAAAGAAUCUAUCUCCUGCUGUGGUGAAAACAACUGAUACUGUUUCAUUGACACUGCAAAGCACACAAAGAUACGACAAAUUUAGGAGAAACUUUGUUCGAUGUUCUUAACCAGUCUCCAAUGUUGUCUGGUUGCAGGCUUUUUACUUGCAUAUAAAGGAAAUAAACUGGAAGCAACAAUCUAUGUGCUACACUUUCUUCUUUGGGUGUUAAUUUAUAAUGAUUCUCAAAUCUAGCUGUCUCAGUCAGUUUUCAUUUAAAUUGAACACUGUAAACCUCAGACUGAUAGGUAACUUUGUAAUUAGUAUAAACAGUCUUUCCUCUAAGAAAUACAUAAUGUUCCUCUGGUUGGCAUUUACGUUUGUAAACAAACCUAGAUACAAUAGGCAUCAAUCUCAGAGAUUUGACAAUCUAGUAGGGGGAAGAGACUAAGCCAUGACAAAAGUGUGAAGUUGUCCCUGCCACUGGGAGACAAAGCUGGAGAGGGUAAGCUUAUGCUCCCAGUGAGGAAUUUGGUAAAUACUGGGGUGGAGAGGUGCUCCAUAGGGCUCUGGCUCGAGGAGACGCUCUGUGACAAGGAGAAUGGCACUAACCCUAACCCUGGAAGGUCACCUCAGCCACGUGCUCCCAACCGUUGCCACCAGCAUCCGGGCACCCGAGCAGCCAACGGUCCCUGGGUCUUAGACCGUUGGGGUGCAAGCAACUUGGCAGCUGUUCCUGUGAACAGCUGCGUAUGACAUGAUCUCCUCCAAGGUUGCUCCCAGAGAGGGAAGUCAACGGGAGAUGCUGUCUGAAGGUCGGCUGGAGGCAGAGCCACCUGGCGAGGCGAGCCCUAGCUGGACCGCAGGGCCGCCAUCGGAGCGCCUGCCACCCCUGGGUCAGGAGGCACCUCUGCCACGUCGCUGCCGUACCAACUGCUUAGAAGCACCCCUAUCGCGCUGCUUCCAGCGCCUUGGUGCCACGGUGGGUACGCACCCCUGGCUGUUUUUGCUUGGGCCUGUGCUGCUGACGGCCGCGCUGGGCACAGGCCUCAUCUUCUUGCCCAAGGAGAAGGAGAACCUGGAGGAACAGUACACACCGAUUGGCAGCCCUGCCAAGGCUGAGCGGCGCUUCGUGCAGGGUCACUUUAGUACCAAUGACACAUACCGCUUCUCCGCCUCCAGGACCAGCUCAGAGGCCAACUUCGCUUCCAUCCUGGUGGUGACUCUCACCAGAUCGCUCCUGGAGCCGAGAAUAUUUACAGAGGUGAGCAAGUUGGACCAAGCGGUGCAGGCGCUGAAGGUGGUACAGGAAAACGGAACACAGAUCCUGUACAAAGAGGUGUGCGCCAAGUACAAGACGCUGUGCGUGCCACCCAAUCCUCUAUUAUAUGCCUGGCAGCAUCACUCGACAUUGAACCUGUCAAACAUCAUGUUCCCCUUACAUAACAUGUCCAACCACUUCAUCUACUUGGCGAGCUUCUUUGGGGGAAAUGUCUUGGGCCAAGCGAUGGGAAAAAGUCAGCGACUUGUGGAGUCCCGAGCAAUUAGGCUGCUGUACUACCUCAAGACUGAGGACCCCGAGGACAGUGAGCGUAGCAAAGCAUGGCUGACUCACUUUCUAGACCAUUUUAACGACGUGAAGAGCACUCUGACUUUGGAAGAGACAGAGGUUGUCUACUUUACAUCCCUUUCAAGACAGCUGGAGUUUGAGGCAACCUCCAAGACUGUGAUCCCUCUGUUCCACCUGGCAUACACUUUAAUCAUACUGUUUUCAGUUGUAUCAUGCUUCAGGUUGGACUGUAUAAGAAACAAAAUGAUGGUAGCAGUUUUUGGAGUGUUUAAUGUUGCCAUGUCAGUGGUGAGUGGGUUUGGCCUGAUGCUGCACAUCGGGGUCCCAUUUGUGAUCAUAGUUGCAAAUUCACCAUUUCUUAUUCUUGGUGUUGGAGUUGAUGACAUGUUUAUUAUGAUUUCUGCCUGGCAGAAGACCAGCCUCAUGGAAAGCAUAAAAGAACGACUCUCCAAUUCAUAUUCAAAGGUGGCAGUGUCCAUUACAAUCACCACUAUCACCAAUGUCCUUGCUUUCUAUACAGGAAUCACCAGCUCUUUUAGAUCUGUACAGUAUUUUUGCAUCUAUACAGGAACAACCCUGCUCUUUUGCUAUUUUUAUAGUAUCACCUGUUUUGGAGCAAUUAUGGCUCUAGAUGGUAAAAGAGAAAUUGCGUGCUUCCGCUGGCUGGAUAAGCCAGACCAAAAGUAUGCCUCGUUAAAAAAAUCCUGCUGUGUGCCAUUUGGUUCAGCCCCAGAUGAGCAUGGAGAAGACAAGCAUCCAAUGAAUUUGUUCUUUAGAGACUAUUUUGGUCCUCUCCUCACAACAGCCAAAGCCAAGUUUUUCGUAGUGCUGUUAUAUAUUUUUUAUAUCGUAAGCAGUAUAUACGGAUGCUUCCAAGUGCAGGAAGGGUUAGAUCUUCGGAAUCUGGCAAGUGAUGAUUCCUACAUUACACCAUAUUUUAACGUUGAGGAAGAUUAUUUCUCAGAUUAUGGUCCAAGGGUUAUGGUCAUUGUUACGCAAAGUGUUAACUACUGGGAUGGUGAUGUAAGACAGAAACUGGACAAAUGUAUGAUACAAUUUGAAGAAAGUGAAUAUGUAGAUAAAAAUCUCACAGAGUUUUGGUUGGGAGCAUAUAUUCAAUAUUUGAAUAACAGUGGAAAUGAUCCUAAUGACAAGAAUACAUUUAUGAAUAGUAUUUCAGGUUUUUUAGAAAUUUCUCCUAUUUUUACAUAUGAUAUUAAUGUUUCCUCAUCAAAUGAGAUCACUUCUUCCCGAGGUUUCAUCCAGACUAUAGGAGUUUCUUCCUCGAGCAAUAAGAAGAGAAUGUUAUUACAGAUACGAGGCAUAGCUGAAAACUGUGAAGUUCCCUUAAUGGUGUAUAACCAAGCAUUCAUAUAUUUUGAUCAAUAUGCUGCAAUAAUAGAGAACACUGUUCGAAAUGUCAUGAUUGCAUCAACAGCUAUGCUCAUUGUUUCCUUAUUGUUAAUUCCUCACCCAGUGUGCUCCUUGUGGGUUACUUUUGCUAUUGCUUCUGUGAUUGUGGGAGUUACAGGUUUCAUGGCAUUCUGGAAUGUUAAUCUCGAUUCCAUAUCCAUGAUUAAUCUUGUUAUUUGUAUAGGUUUUUCUUUUGAUUUUUCUGCACACAUCUCCUAUGCAUUUAUCUCCAGUUCUGAGACUUCAGUAAACAAAAAGUCAAUUGAGGCCUUGUAUAUGCUAGGUUAUCCAGUGUUGCAAAGUGCAAUUUCAACAAUAAUAGGGGUAUGUGUUUUAUCUGCAGCUAAAGCUUACAUCUUCAGGACAUUUUUUAAGAUUAUGUUUCUUGUUAUGUUUUUUGGGGCAGCUCAUGGCCUAAUUUUUAUUCCAGUAUUCUUAACCUUUUUUUGAAAGUUUGUUUGAAUACACAGUAACAAAUAACCAGUUAUAGAAUUCCUAAUGACCUGAAUCCAAUCUGAUUGUAAAAUGUACUAAUUAAGACUAGUCAAUAGAAAAAAAGAGAGAUGAAAUUAGAAGGGGCAUUGCAGGGUAAGAAGAACCAAGGGUAAGGGUGAGAAGGGAAGGCAGGGUAAUGUGGGACCUAAACAAAGCACAUUGUAUACAUGUAUGAAAAUGUCUCAAUAAAAACCAUUUAGUUUGUCCAAUUGGUAUACACUAAUAAAAUAUGAAUUAUUAAUGUAUAACUGAAAACCGAUAUAAAGUGUUAAAAAUAGUCAUUCCACUUUAAAGAUGUUUCCUUGGCUUUGAAGUUCUUUAACAUAUUCUGAGAAAAAUUAAAAUAUCUUUACCAAAUUAA